This is a messenger RNA of Podospora pseudocomata, 2201 nucleotides long. RefSeq lists its product as uncharacterized. Lineage: Eukaryota; Fungi; Ascomycota; Sordariomycetes; Sordariales; Podosporaceae. The coding region runs from base 1 to 1911 and encodes 636 amino acids. The transcript has 3 exons. The record is from RefSeq and is a predicted model, not a curated record.
AUGAAAGUCUCUCCCCCGUUGCGACACAACCCGCUGCAGGUCAAAGUGCGCCCCAGCCCAGCCUACAGCACAUCUGGUUCCCUCACCCCUCCAUCCCUGUCUGCAGGGCUCGCCGUCGAGGUUCCUGGACUGUCGCGGUUCAAGCAGAGCCUGAAGAGAAAGCCCCCCCUAUUCAGUCUUCAUCCACGAGUCCUGCUCCCGGUGCCGAAGCCUUCUCCCGCCGACCACUCGGUCAACGCCCCAGCUGCCGUCUGCAUCAACACCACAGCUCCCGCAGCCAGUCGCUCAAGAUUCAUAAGAGGGACCCGAACCUGGCUAUCAGCCCUGGUCCACAACCCUUCUACCUUGACAUUUCUACCUCGACACCUUUCAACCAAAACCAUGCUUGAAGUAACGGGCUACCCGCAACAGCAGUAUUUCGGAGGUCCUGCACACCGUGUAUUCCCUCCUUCGCCUCCGGCAGUGCCGUUGUCAUCCUCGACCCCUGAACUUCUCCGCGAAGUGGCCUUCAAUGCGUCCAAUUAUUAUUCCUCCUCGAACCCAGCCACAAAGCAGCAGGCAGAGACUCGCUCGGCAUCUGUAUCUUCUGUGUCGUCGUCGACAUCUCUCACAAGCCCCCCAAGCAUGCAGCAUGGAACCAGUUCCCGGACGAUAUCACCGGUGCCUAGCAUGACAGAUUCAGCAAUCGGGAACGCUCUGGUAGCCGGCACUCACUACCAGCAGUCUCCUCAACCUCAGUCUUACACCCCGCAAGCACACACAACAUUGUCGCUGCCAAGCCCAUCCCAAUAUUUUCAGGCGCACAUGGCUCCUCCUGCGACUCUCUACUCGUCACUUUCUCAGAGACAAUACUCGCAGUCGCAACACUACGGUUACCAAGUCGGCUCGAUUUCCUCCCAUCCUUCGCCACUAUUGAUGCAGAGCUUUCCUGGACUGGACUUCACCCACUUCGCCACCUCGUCUUACCACUCUCCAUCGUCGGCUCUUCACUCGUAUCAAACGUCCCCAUUACUCCAAUACCGGCCAGAAGUACGAGGCCCGUCCCCAUUUCUCAAGGGACUGCAGAGCUUGCCUCCCCAUAUCAUCAGCCGGAUCCACAGGUCAUUCACCUAUCUAGAAUGCUUCCAGGUGUCCAAAGUGUCCCGCUGGUUCAAGGAGAAAUUCGACCCCGCCAACCUCCCAGUCGAAGACAAGAUUGCUGGAGUUCGUUAUGCGGAACAAUACUAUCGCCGUUAUUUCCCCGGCCGGGCUUCCUCUUCCAAUGCGAGUGGAAGCGGCAGGGAGUACGAUGCCAAGCACCCUGGAUCAUUCGGGUGCUACCACUGCUUCCAAAUCAAGGGUCCGGAGUGUUUUGAGCAAUUCAAAUGGAACAACCACCCAGAGGACGACGGAAACAGCGAGACAGGCUCUUCCGCUAGUACGCCGGGGCCCGGUGCCGUCUCGGCUCGCUCGACGCCGCCGAAGUCUUCCGUAUCGGCCUACUCUUCGACAGGUAACCCGCAUUACGACCCGAGCCUUACGAGAAGCAGCGUCACGGCGGCGGCAAACAAUAGUCGCCGGGCGAGCAGAGCAGAACGCACUGGAAGUCCAGCAUCGACUUCCACCGCGGCAGGUGGCAGCAUGCCAUCGACGGACUCUCCGCGAAUCAAAGAGACUUGGGGAAUCCGCCGGUUCUGCAUUGACUGCGGUAUCAGGAAGCAAUACUAUCGCCCUGGCGAUCUGAUUGAGCUUUGCAAGACCAAAGAGGCGGUUUGGGUGUGCCAAUGCUGGAAAAUUCACUGGCGGCCUGCCGAGAUCAAAUGCACUGACUGCGGGUCGUUUAUUCCUCUUUCGACACCAAGUAGGAGAAGAGGGCUUAACUCUCAAACGAUUCAUUGUUUUUUCUUGUCGAUUCCGCCUUUUGCUCUUUAGAAGGAUAUACCUCGCUCGCAUCUGGCUGCAUGUUUUUCCAAUGUCUGGGCUGGCAACUCUGCUUUUUGCGCAUUUAUUGUCACUCACAUACUUUAUACUAGGAGAAAGAUGGGAGGCGGCAGCCUGUUUUUGCAUUUGCGUAUUUUUUUUCCACGUUGAUAGCUACCUACACGGUUUUGUGUCAGAUUUCCUACGUAUUUUUAACACCUCAAACCACCUAUCUCGUUCCGGAUGUAUUGAGACGAACCAAACACCAUGAAGCGUGGUUUGUCACAGACUUUGUUCAGCCG